AUGUUAAACGGGGAUCCCCAUUACCCCGUUGGGAUACCCGCAGACCCGAUAGUGUUUGGUAAACGGAUACCCGUUGGGAAUCGAGCCGGUGAUGGGAUCGAUUUUCAUAUUCGGGGACGGGGGCGGGAUUACCAAAACCCGUCCCAAACCCGCCCCGUUGCCAUCCCUACACGUCUCGCUAUUCCACCAUCCGCCGAUGUUGCUGCUGUAAGAGUCGUUGCAGUCAUCGAUGGUGCUCCUGCUACCGUUACUAUACACCACCGGGGUGGCUGUCAUCGCAAGGCACCACCUGCCGGUAUCCAACCUCAUGUUACCGUCGUCGUGCGCCACCAAGGGGUCGCUGAGUUUGUUUUACAAUAG
Molecule: messenger RNA, 360 nt
Organism: Lactuca saligna
Lineage: Eukaryota; Viridiplantae; Streptophyta; Magnoliopsida; Asterales; Asteraceae
Source: the annotation of a GenBank genome assembly